GCGCAAUCAAAGGGCAAGUGUUUCAUCCUCGACAACCAGUCCAAAGUCUCCUGGACCUGUCGCUGACCGCAAAUUUCCAUCUCUCAACAAACUCCUCUCCUUCAGCACCAGAUCAGCCACGGCACGUACCAAGCGGUUUCGACUUAAUACCACCUCCUCACAGUCGUGCAUCUUCCACGCCGCGUCGGCAACGAAGGAGUCGCGACACAGCUGAAAGAACACGCUUCUUGCCGGCGACAAGGCCUCCUCCGUAACCCCAAUACGCUGCCACUCUACACUUUUCAUCCCAAGAGCACUGGGAAAGGGGUGGUGUGGACGUCGCUCUCUAAACACAUUGCUGGACUUGAAAGGAAGCAACUUGCUUUAAGUGCUUCUGAGACUGAUAUCGCGACCGAUAUUGCUGCAGCCGCGAUCUGACGCCGUAUAGCAGGGACCCCGAGUCAAGGAAGUGCAUUGUGCUUCCAAGCCAGCUCAACACCGACCUUUGAACAACUUCAACUCUUCGACAGAAUGGUCUCCACGAGACAUCACCCGAGGCCUUUCCCUGAACCUGCGACUCCGACUGGCUCCUCGCGGUCCAAUGCCACUUCUCCUUCACCAUCAGCAGACAAUUCCAUCACGGUGGUGUCUCCAAGUUCAAGAAAGCGCAAAUCCAAUCGUCCUUCGAGCACCAAGCGGAGUCUCACAGCUACGUACAACUUCUCGCACAAGCUCCCUCCACUGCUUAUGAUAUGGCUCUUUGUGUCUCUGCCGCUUGUGAUUUGGGACACAGCAUAUAUGCUUCUUCGUCCGCACACCAUGCCUGGUGGAAAGUUACACUCGCCUAUCUGGACACUCUAUGCUUUGUAUGGGACCGUGGAUUAUAUCUAUGGGUGGCCGGCCUGGGACAAUCAUGUCGGUUUCUCGGCAGCACAGGCAUCUCUCAACGCCCUUGAGACUAUCAUGUAUAUUUACUACUUGACUGUCGUCAUAAAGAGCGGCGCCGAGAAAUACUUUAGGGCACAAAGUAUUGACGAGUUCUUUCUCGGGUCCAGUGAAAACACCGUUUCGGGACCUGGAGUAGCGAGGGCGGUACUUGUGCUGUUUUCUACCGCUGUCAUGACAUUGAGCAAGACUGUCUUAUAUUGGCUCAAUGAGUACUUUGGCGGCUUCGCUAAUAUCGGACACAAUACGCCAUACCGCUUGAUUAUGUUAUGGAUCAUUCCGAAUGGCCUAUGGCUUCUGUUCCCUACCUACAUGAUCUAUGUGUUGGGGAAAGACAUACUCGCCAACAUGGAAGGUGCUGAUCAUGACAAGGAAGACUGACACCAAAAAGGCAGGAGAUUUGCAGUGCACAUGGCAAAUGCAUGCUGGAUCGAACUGCCGAUCAUCGGAUGCAUGAAGCAUGGGCUAUGCAGGGAACGUAAAAAGUCUUGCAGGUCAUAGGACUCUCUGAAGAGCUCUCCCCGCAAUCAAGCCUUUGCUACUCAGACAAUAUUGGUGGGGAUGAUUCUAUACUGGCUGUGGAUGGUUCAAUGGAACAUGCCAAGACAGCCUGCGGAAUGCCGGGAAGAGCUUUGGAAGAUUGUAACAACAGACGCAAAGUUAUUGAUGGCAGCCAUGCUGAAUCUCGAGAAGGUUGACACUCAUUUUCCUUGGGUUACAACAACUAAACAUGGCCGGGUGCCUUUGAGAUGAGAUGCCGAGCACGAGCUUCCUCGGUUUUCCGUCAGAGUUGGGUCAUCUUGGGACUGUGAACUUGAUGGUAGCGUCAUGGCUGCCGCGCUGUGCGGGUUGGCGACGCUUCCGACGAAUGGCUGUGCACGAGGAUGCCUUGUACGACACGAGGUGUAUGGGUACGGUUGCAGGGUCAGUGAGCUGGAUUGCCGAACAUACCUCGCGUUUCUUCCCAGAGUAACGCCGCACGAAUGAAGGUUUGAGAAAGCACAGGCCCUGCAUAGGCGAAGAAACGUUGCGGCUGGUGCAGUUGACUAUACUGGCAGGUGCUUCUGGACAGCAGGCUGAUUGGGGGAGGGUUCCUCCGAAAUGGCUGAGAGAAGAGCGUAAGUCCGGACUGCACGACAUGGACUAUCUGCUGUAUGCAGCGAGCAGGCAGAUUUGAGCAAAUGGGAUAAACAUCGGGCAGCGGGCGAGGUGUUUUAUGGGCCAGAAGCGGGGAUGUGCAGGGACGGAGGACAUGAGCGGAGAAUUUGCCCAAAAGAUGGACGGAAGCCAGAUCAGAAAAGGAAGGCUAAAAGGCAGAGAUGAUGAGAAAGCAAAGGUGAUGACACGAUUCCAUUUCAACAACGCACCAUCCUGCACCACCUUGAGCUUGCACCUUGGAUAUUACUGGCCAAUCUCGCUUGCUCAGGAAGGCUUGGGAUUUGCGCCUAGCGCCUUGCCCAUCAAUUGCGGGGUAGAGCAGGCAUCAAGACUUGAGAUGGGCGGCCCAGGGAACUGAAAGGCGUCUGGCGAGUGAUGACUAUUGAUUUGCAUCGCUGGUACCAUCAGAGCCCGGAUAUGAGGAAUGCAACCUCGGCCAUCUCAGCUUCAUGCAAGGAGCAGCUGACGGAUGAGGGUAUUGGCGAGGUGGUAUGCCUGACUGGCCACACAGGGUACGGAGUGACAUUGCGAGGUUCUCCUCCAGAAAAAGUGCGGUGUCUGACUGAGCGAGAUGCGCUUUGUUAUACCGAGUAAAGCAAACAUCCAGAAUCUGCCCUCCGUAGUAUCAGUCCCAGGUCAUUCAUUUCGUUUAUCAUCUGA
Messenger RNA from Exophiala xenobiotica, 2742 nucleotides. RefSeq lists its product as uncharacterized. The record is from RefSeq and is a predicted model, not a curated record. The coding region runs from base 511 to 1305 and encodes 264 amino acids. NCBI's taxonomy places the organism in Eukaryota, Fungi, Ascomycota, Eurotiomycetes, Chaetothyriales, Herpotrichiellaceae. The transcript is spliced from 2 exons.